AUGCCUGCAGAUUCGGAUGAAUUACUAUCAACUCAAGAGUACUUGGCCGGUUCCACAGUCUCAUCUCUUUACCGUCUAAGAGACAUUGAUGAUUCAGAUGGUGGUUUUUUCGUUUUUGGAGAUCUUUAUUGUAAGAAACAAGGUCAUUAUCGAUUACAGUUUAGUUUGUUUGAAAUAGUUGAAGGAACUGUACAAAACAAACAAACUAUUGUCUCUGAACCUUUUAAAACCUUCCUUCCAAAACAUUAUCCUGGUCCUGUUGAAGCUACCUUUCUUUCUCGUGCAUUCUCUGAUCAAGGUGUGAAAAUGAGAAUUCGAAAGGAACAUAGACUAAACUCGUAA
This is a messenger RNA of Halteromyces radiatus, 342 nucleotides long. RefSeq names its product velvet factor. Lineage: Eukaryota; Fungi; Mucoromycota; Mucoromycetes; Mucorales; Cunninghamellaceae. The record is from RefSeq and is a predicted model, not a curated record. The transcript has 3 exons. Bases 1 to 342 code for a protein of 113 amino acids.